Messenger RNA from Acanthochromis polyacanthus (spiny chromis), 4964 nucleotides. RefSeq names its product diacylglycerol kinase, zeta b (gene dgkzb). The transcript is spliced from 33 exons. Bases 175 to 4098 code for a protein of 1307 amino acids. Lineage: Eukaryota; Metazoa; Chordata; Actinopteri; Pomacentridae. Gene Ontology annotation, biological process: diacylglycerol metabolic process; intracellular signal transduction; lipid phosphorylation. The record is from RefSeq and is a predicted model, not a curated record. Gene Ontology annotation, molecular function: ATP-dependent diacylglycerol kinase activity; protein binding. Gene Ontology annotation, cellular component: nucleus.
CAGCGAUUACAAAAGGAGGAGAGGCUGGUCUGGGGUCAGUCGCUCUGAGCGGUUUAGCUGCUGGACUUAUUUGAAAACUCUCUCCUCCUCCCAGUGUUUGUUCUUCAUCCGAGCAGAAAAGACCGACCGAACGCCUCUCAGAGGACUCUCUCUGGAGUCCCUCAGGCAUCCAUCAUGGACACAUUUUUCCGCCGUCACUUUAAGAGGAAGGAAUCUUCUCUGCAGUUGGAAGCUGAAGCCAAGUCUUGCCACCAGCGGAGGCCCAGUGUGGCCAUUCCGACCAGUAAGGCCCGCCGGAGGUCCAGCGCUGGGUUACCGUCCACCACUCUGACCCAGCGGCGGCGCUCCAGCGUCCAGCUGCCGGCUGGACCUCCAAGUGCAGGAGGAGGCCGCCUGGCGAAGACCUCGAGUCACUGCAGGUGGGCGGGACACGGUCGGAGGCGCUCCAGCACCACCACCCCCAGCCUCAACCCCAAGUUUGCUGUGCGGAGGAGGAAGGUGGGGAAGCUGCGCACCAUCGACACCCACCUGCUGGGUCCGUCCAUGCUGCUGGCCAGCCUCAUCCAGAUGGCCGAGGAGGAGGAGGACGAAGAGGGGGCGGGGCUACCAGCGGCCGAGCAGCAGGUGGAGGUGAGGGGCGGAGCCAACAACAUCCAUAUGUUUUCCCGCUCCAGCAGCCUCCACUCAGACAGAGACGACAGCAGUGAUUACUCCGACGGCAGCCAAUCAGAGAGCAGCGAGCCGUCAGAGGCGGAGCAUCUGGCCGAGGAGGACUCCGCCUCCUGGUCUCCUGAGGCUCGCUGCUCUCCAGCCUCCACCCCAUCCUGCUCCUCCGUCCUGGAGGUGAAGAGGCCCCAGCUGGCUUCUCGGCCCCUGAUCCGGGCCCCUCGCUGCCUGAGGAGGAACUCCUCUCAGCUCCACGCCGCAGACUCGGCUCCCUACAGCUGCUACCGAGUCUCCAGCCAGAGGAAGAGGAGGAGGAUCUCCACCCUAUCCAAGGCCGGCAGCCCCUGGCCGGGCCGAGGCCUCCCGCUGCCCAACCGCAGGACCUCCGUCUACUACCUCAACCAUCCGGGCUUCUGCAGGGGCCCCGGGGCCCUGAGCCCACUGGGGGCCCACAGCUACGACUCCAGACUGGAGAGCUGGAGCGCCUUCCUGCUGAAAGCCAUUGCUAAGUCGGGCCUUCAGCACGCCGGGACUCAACCCAACGUGUCUCAAAGCGACUCGCUGCAGGAGCCGAGCAGCAGCAUCGACUGGACGGAUAACGCCCAGUUCGGAGACCACAUCUGGUUUGAGACCAGCGGCUCUGGAGACUUCUGCUACGUUGGAGAGCAAUACUGCAUCGCCAAGUCUCUGCAAAAGUCCGUUGCAAGGAAAAAAUGUGCCGGAUGCAAGAUAUCGGUGCACACGAUGUGCAUGGAGCAGCUAGAAAAGGUAAACUGUGCAUCAGCGGCUUUAUUUUCAGGUUUUUCCCUCCUGUUUUUCCUCACGGCGUCUCUUCUUUGUGUUCAGAUUAAUUUCAGGUGCAAACCGUCAUUCAGGGAACCAGGAUCUCGAGCCAUUCGAGAGCCCAACGUUGUUCGACACCACUGGGUCCACAGGAGGCGUCAGACCGGGAAGUGUCGACAGUGUGGCAAGGGCUUCCAGCAGAAGUUUUCAUUUCACAGCAAAGAGAUCGUCGCCAUCAGCUGCUCGUGGUGCAAACAGGCGUACCACAACAAGGUGACGUGCUUCAUGCUGCAGCAGAUCGAGGAGUGCUGCUCUCUCGGAGCUCACGCUGCCGUCAUCAUCCCUCCCACCUGGAUCAUCAGGGUCCGACGGCCGCAGACGUCUCUAAAGUCCAGUAAAAAGAAGAAAAGGACGUCUCUGAAGUGCAACAAGUCGAGCAAGAAGGGAGCAGAGGUUCAGGAUGGCCGCUGGAAGCCCUUCCUGGUGAAGCCGGUUCCCUCUCAACUCAUGAAGCCUCUGCUGGUGUUUGUGAACCCAAAGAGUGGCGGCAACCAGGGAGCAAAGAUCAUCCAGUCCUUCAUGUGGUACCUGAACCCUCGGCAGGUGUUUGACCUGACAAAGGGAGGUCCAAAAGAGGGGUUGGAGUUAUAUGCCAAAGUGCCCAACCUGAGGAUCCUGGCCUGUGGAGGAGACGGGACGGUGGGCUGGAUCCUGUCGGUUCUGGACCAGUUGAAGCUCCGUCCUCAGCCUCCCGUCGGUAUCCUUCCUCUGGGGACCGGAAAUGACCUGGCCAGGACCCUCAACUGGGGAGGGGGCUACACCGAUGAACCCAUCACAAAGAUCCUCUCGCAUGUGGAGGACGGAAACAUCGUCCAGCUGGACCGAUGGAACCUGAACGUGGAGGCAAAUCCAGAGGCCCGAGCCGAGGAGAGGGACGAACACCAGACAGACAAGCUUCCUAUCGACGUCUUCAACAACUACUUCAGUCUGGGCUUCGACGCUCACGUCACACUGGGCUUCCACGAAUCCAGAGAAGCGAACCCAGAGAAGUUCAACAGCCGCUUCAGGAAUAAGAUGUUCUAUGCAGGGACAGCCUUCUCAGACUUCCUAUCAGGGAGCUCCAAAGACCUCGCCAAGCACAUCAAAGUGGUGUGUGAUGGUACAGACCUGACGGCCAAAGUUCAGGAGCUGAAGCUACAGUGUUUGCUCUUCCUCAAUAUUCCCAGGUACUGUGCCGGCACCGUGCCGUGGGGUCACCCCAGCGAGCAUCAAGACUUUGAACCUCAACGCCACGAUGACGGCUGCAUUGAAGUCAUCGGCUUCACCAUGACUUCUCUGGCCACGCUGCAGGUGGGCGGCCACGGCGAGCGUCUCCACCAGUGUAAAGAAGUGACCCUCACCACCUUCAAGUCCAUCCCCAUGCAGGUGGACGGCGAGCCCUGCAAGCUGGCUCCAUCCAUCAUCCACAUCAACCUGAGGAACCAGGCCAACAUGGUGCAGAAGGCCAAGAGGAGGAUCUCCAUGCCCCAUCUCAACGAUCAGCAGCCAGUUCCUGAGAAGCUGCAGAUCAGAGUGAACAGGAUCAGCAUGGCGGCGUACGAGGCUCUGCAUUACGACAAGGACCAGCUGAAGGAGGCCUCAAUGCCGCUGGGAGUCAUCACUGUCCCUGGAGACAGCGAUCUGGAGACCUGCCGCCUCCUCAUAGACCGUCUACAGGACAAUCUGGACCAGGACUGUGACGAGGUGAAAGGAGAAUGUCUGUCUUCACAAAAACUCUCCAUGAAGUGGUGUUUCCUUGACUGUACGACUGCAGAUCGUUUCUACAGGAUCGACCGAGCUCAGGAACAUUUGAACUAUGUGACGGAGAUCUCUCAGGAGGAGCUCUACAUCCUGGACCCGGAGCUGGUCGCCAAGGAGACGGUGGGCACCUCGCCAGGUAUGCCGGACCUGGUGGAUUCAGAGGAACAUCAGGACCAGCAGAGGCAGUUCGCCUUCCCCUGUUCACCAACAUCCCCGACCUCCUCAGCCACGUCCAGGGCCAGAGACUUUCAGAGGAAGAGGAUUUCCAGUGACAGCUCGGUGGCCGACGCUUUGUCCCAGAGCUCCUCGAAGACGACCCUCUGCAGGAGAGGAGCAAAGAUUAUCAAUGUGCAUCGCUCCAACACCACGCUGGCUGAUUUCAGACCCAUCAUUCGAUCUUCCACUGCUACCUCACAAGACCCUGAAAAAGAUGCAGAACUGAUCCGCUGCAUCAAGAAUCAGGACCUGGACAGACUGACGGAGCUCCACCAGCAGGGGGCAGAUAUCCUGCUGCAGGACGCCGACGGCUGCACGCUGCUGCAUCACGCCGUGGAGGCCGGCUGCAAGGACAUCGUAAAGUACCUCAUUGAAAACGUGCCCACGUCUCACCUGGACGUAACAGAGAAAGAGACAGGUGAGACGGCGCUGCAUAAAGCCGCCACCGGCUGUCAGAGGAGCAUCUGUCACUUCCUGGUGGAGGCCGGAGCGUCGCUCAUGAAGACGGACCUGCAGGGCGAAACUCCCAAACAGCGAGCCGAGAAGGCCAAGGACGGCGAGCUGUCCGAGUAUCUGGAAAACUGCCAACAUUACCAGAUGAUCCAGAGGGAGGACCAGGAGACGGCGGUCUGACCUCCACCAGAAACACCGUCUAUCCGUCCAUGUGUCCGUCUUUAGGUUUCCAUUCAACACCUUCAACAUAAACAUCCGAGGAGACGCAUCAGAAAACCGUCAUUUUUUACCUCCAUAGAGCUUCUUCUUUGGAUUAUUGUGCAUAUUUUCUUUUUUGAGUGCUCAAACUGCUUUUUUUUUUUUUUUGGGAGAAAGUCGGGGGUUUGUGGCCUCCUGAAAAAGCCUCUGUAACUAUGCUUCUUCUGGACACUAAAACAAAGUCAAACUAGUUUUUAUUUCGGGGCCACAAAGACUCUGGGACGUACAAACUGCGCUCUGGCUGUAUGUGGAACGACAAAGGAAGCGAAGCAGCUGCGAACACUGACGCCAUUCACGCGUCCGCAGCUGAACGCUUUCGCCAUAUCAGAUUAUAAAACCAGAAAAAAAUCCACAAAAAACGUGUCUUCUCUCAGCUUCUAGUGACCUUUUGGAUGUAUUUGUUUACUGGACAGAAAUAAGUGUUUGGAUAUUUAACUUUAGCACAGCUGGGUUUAGCUAUUUAUGACUGACUCUUAGAGAUAAAACACACUCUGCUUGUGAUCGAACACGGAAUUUUAGAUAUUUUUAGUCAUUUUUUUCUGUCUGUUACAAAGCGGCUGCCAGAAGGAAGCUUCUCGUCGUGGUUUUCGUGUAUCUACUGUGUAAAUAAUAAAAGCUCCCGUAGACUCCUCAGUGUUGGAAACUUUAAACAGAAGCUGAAGCCAGAUUCUGCCAAAGUCUGUACGGUGAAUAAUUAGCUCACAUAGCGUCAGGAAGAGAUUAUAUCAGGUUAUAACUGUUUGGUUUCAUCAUUUCUGAGUGACCUGCAAUAAAGCAUGUCAGCACCA